AGGUUUGUUACAUGAAAAUAACAAAAAAUAAUGAAUUUUCGAAGUAUACUUCAUCAUAACACGUGGUAUGUAAAAGUUGUAGGAACGAGUCCAAUCAAUCUCUGUGAGCAUAUUUUAUUAAUUCGGAUAUUCACGGAAACAAAGUGUAUGUAAAAAUGAAAUUUACCACGUAAAACUUGUAUAUAAGGAUAAUGGACCUGCAGAUUUUUGCGAUUCUUCGCCUUUUAUUUCUCAUAAGUAUCGGGUCGGCUCAAGAUGUCUCAGAUCAUGACGGUUUGACUACCUCAAAGAUACUGACCAGUCAAGCGAUUAACACUUCUGAUGUUCUGGUAAAUGAGUUCUCCGACACAUACAAUAACUUGUCUAAUACAGACAAUUCAACAAGCAAUCCAAACAAUGGAUUAACCACAGUUAGUUUAACGUCAAGGCAAAACAUCAGUACUAGUGUUACUAAGUUACCAAACAUUACAAAAACAAAUAGUAUAAUGGAAAAUGCAACCGAUGAAUUAUCCGUACCAGUCACAGUAAAUGCUAGUUCUACAGAAACCUUUGGCAUGAGAAAAGUUGAUAUAGGUAUGAAUAAAAGUAUUCCAAGCAUAGAGCAGCUUAAUAUCAAUAUUAUGAGAACAAAUGCAACCAAAUUCAACCAGAGUACAGCAACGGAGGAUCCUGGUAAUAUUUCAACUAUUAAAGCAUUCAAAAAUCAAAGUAGUAACGGUAAUAUUUCCAAUGAUUUAAUUAGUUCUAUGGCCGAUGGAACUGGUAAUGGUGUAACUAAGUUGAUAAUAACCGAUGAAAAAGACUUUGUAAAUUCAAGUUUCAAAGUCAAUAAAGUAACGAAUACAGAGCAAGCAAGACCUGCUGGUUCGUCUAUUCCAAAUGAAGUGUCAGUAAGUGGACCUGGGUCAACUGAACCCGAUCAGAGCAUACAAAAUACAAGUGAUGCUGCAAACGUGUCAGAGAAUGGGGAUACCAGAAUAGAGGCAAAUAUGAUAGCCACAAACACUUCUGCAGAUGGCGCAAGCACGCUUCCUAAAAUUAUAUGGGAGCCAGGCAUGAAACAACCCCAAACGAUCUCCGACUUAAUUAGAAUGACUGGCGCUGAUAUCAAAUUCAUUGCUAGCCAGUUCGAAAGUAACAUAAACGAAAUUGGAAAUACUGUAAAUACUUCAGACGUGGAUAGAAAUAAAACUGUUCUUAAUGUUUCAGACAAUACUGGUAUACGAAAAAAUAAUAUCAAUAGAAAAGGAAAAGACAGUCUUCUAAAAAGAGGUGAUAAAUUGACAAACACAACUGUCACAGAAAAAUUCGAGAUAACUGGUAGUAAAGUGGAAACUAUAUCAACAGAUAUAAAAGAAAUUACGCCGAGUACUACUGCAGACAUUGUUCAAGACGGCGGAGAAACACAUCAGCUUGCGUCUAUAAAUGAUGUCAAAGCAAAAUCUGUGUCCGCACCGACUAUUAUUCAUGGAAUAGAUAUUUCAGCAAAAUCCAAUGAUGGCAAAGUGAUAAACAUAUCUCCAAGCGUUGCCAAGACAGCAGAUGGUUCUGUUCCAAAAGGGAAGUUUAAUACACGACAAUCAAUACAAACCAUUGUAGUAGUAAAACGACCUGGCAACGUUUCCCCCCAAAGGCUUGACAUUGUUUCGCAUUUAGAAAGUAGAGAUGAAACUUCCCGCGAUGAUUCGGACCUAUCUUAUGAUGAAUUUCGAAGAGACGGAGAAUUGCGAACACCUAGCACAAGACAGGGAAGCAUACCAAUAACUUCUGUUAGUCAAGUUGAUACUGCUUCAGGACACAUAGUUUCAUUUGGAAACAACCCUCAGUAUACAAUCGGGUCUGCGUCUGGAAAUUCUGUUCAAAUACCUCGAUUUAUAUCUGGAAACCGCUUUCCCGUUAUGGAACCUGCAGAGAGAAUGAACCAACGCCUUUUCCAUGGAAGACCUUCGAGACCAAGCAUAUCAGGCAUAUCUUCCGGAAUGGACCGCACUGUCUCAGGAGGAAGAUUUACCACAGGGACGAUAACAUCUCCAUUUUUGAGAGAUGCCUCAAGAUUUGAAACAAGAGGUAUGUCAUCAUCUUUGCCGACUGAAUCGUCAAGUGAGUUCAUAAGAUCCGACAUUGUCAGAACUAGUAUGCCAAUACAAAGCGACUUCGGCAGCGGUAGUGCGAGAAAUAGUAUAACUGGAGGUCAAGUUUUCGAUGGAAGAAUGGCUAUGGGUGAUAGUUCAAGUGGCACUCUGCCAGUACAUAACGGUUUUCGUUCGGCAUCGAGCGUUACAUCCUUUGACGUUACACCUUUUGUUAGAGGUAUCGACAACCGUGCAAGAAUAAGUGGUAGUGUUAGAGGUACUUCAGCAAUGCCGUCUGGUUUAGGUGGCAUGAUUCCAAGAGAAAUCAGACAAAGAGCUGAUACUGUAACACGUAAUGAUAUUUCGGGUGAAUUUUCAAGACAACAGAGUUUCGGUGAAGGUAUUUCGAAUAUAGGUUUCGGUAGUUCCGUAAUAAGGCCAAGACAAAUAGAAAGGAGCAUAGGUUUCAGACGCGAAUUUCCACAACCUCGAGACUCGAAUGACAGACUUUUUCCUAGAGCAGUAAGCUUUGGAAGAUCAAUAUCUAGAGACGGUCCAGGUUUUAGAGUUCCAAUUAGAGGCAGCACAUUUACAGCAGGUGCGUUUGGAAGAAGCCGUUUGUCCACCGACAUUACUGGAAUCAGAACACCGAUGUUUCCCGUCAGCGGGGUAAUAGACAGACGAAUUCGCCCAACUGGUAUAUUUACAUAUCGACCUUCAGACAUGUUUGCACCUUCUCCUUAUAUACGGCCUUUUUAAAACACAUGUUUCAGAAACAUUUUACCGUCGUGUCUUUCAUCUAUGAAAGUCCGCUUCUGAUCCUAGUGAACAGAGAUACAACUCAAUAGACUACCUUUUUUUUUUUUUUAUUAUUUUUUUUUU
Mercenaria mercenaria is the source of this 2954-nucleotide messenger RNA. RefSeq lists its product as uncharacterized. Lineage: Eukaryota; Metazoa; Mollusca; Bivalvia; Venerida; Veneridae. The coding region runs from base 192 to 2831 and encodes 879 amino acids. The record is from RefSeq and is a predicted model, not a curated record. The transcript is spliced from 2 exons.